AUGCCCGGCCUGCCGCGCGAUUUUGCGGCCUUCGGCGCGCCGUUCCAGAACCACUACGCCGGGCUCGACUCGGCCGCGCUCGGCUACGCCGACGCCUCGCCCUUCGACUCGUUCCACUUGCCCCAGGAGCUCCAGGGCGGCAUCGGCAACAUCUCCUCGCGCCGGCCCAGCUACGCCGCAGAGUCCUUCACCCGCAGCGGGCCGGCGGUGGCCGCGUCCCCGCCCAACCUACCGGCCACGUCCAACAAGAACUCGUUGGCGUCGUUCGCGGCCGCCAACAACUACUCGCGGAACUACGCCCCGAACGCGGGCUACGACCUGCUCAUGGACUCGUUCGGCAACUUCUCCCUCAACUCCAACCUCUCGGACUUCCAGGCCCGCCGCGCGUCGCAGUUGGUGGACUUCCAGCCGGCCCAGCAGGGCUACUACGGGCCCCCGAUGGACGCCGCGCCCCAGCCGGGCGGCUUCCUGCCCUACGCGGGCGCAGGCCCCAGCGCCGCCCGGGCGCACGCAGACCCGCACCUGGCCGCCGGCUUCCCCCACAUGGGCCAGCCGUUCCACGCGGUGAACGCGCAGCAAAACUACCCGAUGAAACUCGACAACAAGCUCAUGUUGAAGAACAAGCACAUCCUCUCCACGGCCGAGUUGAAGGCGCUGUACGCGUCCGUGUCGCGCUACUACCAGGACACGGGCAUCUGCCAGGGCAUCGUGCGCGAGCUCCACGCGUUGUUGCGCAACCAGGCGGCGUUGAACUUGGUCGCGUUCAUCAAAAACCUCAACAACCUCAACAUCCAGCACAAGAUGCUCUGCUUGGUGAUCAACAAGAACGGCAAGUUGGACCUUCUUUCCUACCCCAACAACUCCAACAUCUUUCUCCAGAACGGGGACAUGGUAGUCGUUGACGGCGACCGCGGCAAGGACUUGGUCAUGGUCUUGGAGCCCUUGGUCCUGAUAGACAUGGCCAUUCUCUUCAACUUCUUGAAGAAAAUCGAGCAUUUGCGCUCGCUCACCAUCGUGGACAGCCAGGGCAGCUCGUCCGUCAAAAACAGUCUUUCGUCAGGCACGCACUCCACUGACAUGGACGCCUCCGCCAUAGUGAACACCCAUCUGACCGACGACAACGAGUUCAUCAUCAACUUGCCGACCAAGCAGGUGCUCCGCUUCGCCACUCCGAAGGAGAUACAAAAGCUCAGCAGCAAGUUCCUAGAGGAGAAGAAGGCCUUCGUCACGUGCUUCAACAAGAUCAAGGAGUUGAACCUCAGCCACGCCUUGACCUUGGUCAAUGUCGAGUACCAGUUUGACUUCAAGAAGUUGAUCUUCUACUACUUUGCCAAUUUCAAGCGCAUCGACUUCCGCGACUUGAUCAAGGAAUUAUUCAAGAUCUACAAGACGCGGAUCUGGCUCUGCGCGGUCUUGCCCUAUGACCAGCCAGAACUCUACACCAAAAACAAAUCCGGCUUUCCUGACGCCAACUUGGCCACUGGAAAAAUCCCGCAAGAGUACGACUUGACCACAGAAAAAAUUAUGACGUUUUCCAUAGAAGACUUCAACAUGAUCCCCUCCCCUAGCUACUUCCAUCUGCGCAACAUGGCCAACUUGGUUGACAACUUGAAAGAAGAUGUCAAGGGCAAAUUCUACGGGUUUAACAAAGGCCCCGCCUCUGCUGGAGCCCCCGCGCCCGAAAAACGCCGCGGCUCUUAUGUGAUCCAGCCAAGCUUCGAUCCUUUUGGCGAGUCAACACAACGCUGA
Metschnikowia bicuspidata var. bicuspidata NRRL YB-4993 is the source of this 1749-nucleotide messenger RNA. RefSeq names its product Psp1p (gene PSP1). The transcript has a single exon. NCBI's taxonomy places the organism in Eukaryota, Fungi, Ascomycota, Pichiomycetes, Serinales, Metschnikowiaceae. Bases 1 to 1749 code for a protein of 582 amino acids. The record is from RefSeq and is a predicted model, not a curated record. Gene Ontology annotation, cellular component: cytoplasm.